Messenger RNA from Plutella xylostella (diamondback moth), 1668 nucleotides. The record is from RefSeq and is a predicted model, not a curated record. Lineage: Eukaryota; Metazoa; Arthropoda; Insecta; Lepidoptera; Plutellidae.
AUGCCUUUAAUGUUUGUUGGACUGUGCGUGUUUCUUUUAAAAACAGAGAUACUUGCUAGCAAUGCAUUCAGGAAACAUGCAGCUACAUGCAUACAGAGAUGCCUGCGUGGAGAGGCGUGGGAGACGGUAGCGGCCCGCAUCAUCACCGUGUCCUCGGCCCAAGAGACCAUGAAGACCCUCGAAAUGCGCUUUGGAAGACCAGAUCUUAUAGUGCAGAAGAUUAUUGGAGAAAUAAAGAAAAUACCGAAGCUAAGUGGCUCUAGGACGGAGUUAGUGACGCUCGCGACUAAAGUUUCGAAUUGUUUAGCUGCAAUCACAGCGACCAACUGUUCAGAUUAUUUAUACAGCCCGGAUUUGGAUGUGCCGCUAGAGGAGUAUGAUGGCUAUCCGGAGAUUCUAAUUGGCCAGGAUUAUUUACAGCUGAUAUUGAUAAGAGAGAACCGAGAAGGACGAGCGAACGAGCCUGUUGCUUCGCGGACUAACCUAGGCUGGGUACUUCACGGAUUCGUAUCAUCUAGUUGUAAGGUAAACAAAGAAUUCACAAACCAUCUCCAUCACUCUGAAGCUGACGUCGAAUUACAUGACUUGGUUAAGGAUUAUUUUCGUGUCGAUAGCCUUGGUGUAAAACAUGAGGAGAAUGAUAAGUUUUCACCAGGUGAACAGCGAGCUAUGAGUAUUCUCGACGCGAAGACCAGGAAGAUCAGUGACAGAUGGGAGACCGGGCUGCUGUGGAGAUCGGAUGACGUCGCUCUGCCGGAGAAUAAAGGGAGCGCAGUGCAGCGACUGAAGGUGAUAGAGAGGAUGAUGGACGUUGACCCCGCUUUCUCGAUUGACUAUUCGAAGCAGGUGGAUAAUUUACUGGAAAAACAUUAUGCAGAAGAAGUCCAUGAAACUUUGGCCGGCCCGAGACUUUGGUACUUGCCACAUUUCGGAGUACGCAAUCCGUCUAAACCGGGAAAGCUUCGCCUAGUGCAUGAUGCGAGAGCAGAAACAAAAGGCAUUUCUCUGAAUACGGAGUUGCUAGCAGGCCCUGACCUUCUUAAUUCAUUAGUUGGUGUUUUGUUCCGUUUCCGAGAGAGGGCGGUAGCAGUUACGGGAGAUAUCAAAGAAAUGUUUAUGCGUGUCAAAAUAAACGAAGAGGAUCAGAAAUCGCAACUAUUUUUGUGGCGUGGGAUGAAUAGAGAUCAACCUCCCCGUACGUACAAAAUGACUUCGAUGAUUUUUGGCGCGAAAUCAUCCCCGUGUACUGCUACGUACAUUAUUAGAAAGAAUGCUGACCAAUAUGCUGAAUCUCAUCCGCGCGCCGUGAUAGCUAUUAAAAGAAGACACUAUGUAGAUGACUAUUGUGAUAGCGUGGACACAGUUGAAGAGAUGAAGCAACUAGUAGCCGACGUCACUGCGAUUCACCAUGCUGGUGGAUUCGAGAUAAGAGGCUUCGUAUCGAAUAAACCUGAAUGUCUUCCUGAGCCAACAGAGACGCCGUCGGUUAGCUUAUUGCAAACGGAGAGCUCUCAGCGCACCUUGGGAAUGAUAUGGAAGCCACAGAAAGAUGCUCUUGGGUUCGACCUGAGUUUCAAGAAGUUGGAAGCAGACAUUGUCGACGGAUCACAAAAACCCACUAAACGUCAAAUGCUUAAAGUCAUAAUCAACUUUGGCGAAGCGGCGUGA